GGCAGUGGGCGCCGUGGAGAGAUGGUGGGCGCUCCGUUAAAACCAUUGGCGCUCCUGACCUUGGCGUCGUGAAUGCGCAGCGCACACAGUCUGUGCAAAGCAGGAGAUAAGAGUACAGAUCUGUGUGUUUGAUACUGAAACCGGGGGGAAUAGGCUAUUCCGCACGCAAGCCCGUUGUCUUUUAGUAGCAAAACAUGACGGGCAUGGCUACGGAGGAAAUCUCGAGAUGGAGCGCGUAUCAGCUUCUGUAAAAACAGAAUUUUGUGCACUGCAAUGAAAAUCGGAAGUCGGGGCAGCCCAUACCUGGCUGAGAUGUAUUUGGAUUUGUUGGAGCCAAAGGCACAGUGAGUGAUGUCUGUUUGACAGGGUCAGUGCAGAGAGACUGAACGGACACUACAGUGUGCAUUUGUGCAGUGCAAGGGCACUGUCUUGCCCAGACCAUGUGGCUGGCUACAUUCAGAGACCAUCUGUUGCCUGCACACCUGCUACAUCAGCAAGGGACUGUAACCAUCACCCACUGUGCUCUUCUUUGGUGGAUAUUAUGUUCCUGCUGGUCAUUCACCAAGGCAACAAGCCAGAAAUUCUACCCAACAGUGACCACCCAGUUUGGGAAACUGCGAGGCCUCAGGGUUCCAGUGCCCAGCGAGGUCCUGAGGCCCGUUGAUCAGUAUCUGGGGGUCCCCUAUGCUGCCCCACCUGUGGGUGAGAAGCGCUUCAUGCCCCCAGAGCAGCCCUCCUCUUGGUCAGGUAUCAAGAAUGCUACCCACUUCAUGCCUGUGUGCCCUCAGAACAUCCACAACACCGUGCCAGAGAUCAUGAUGCCCAUAUGGUUCACAUAUAACCUGGACACAGUGGCCACAUACAUUCAGGAUCAGAGUGAGGACUGUUUAUAUCUAAACAUCUACGCUCCGACAGAGGAUGGGAGCCAACACAAGAAAAAGGGGGCGGCUUUCUCACAUGCUGAGACUCAUAUAUCUGAAGAUAUAAGGGACUCUGAAGCUCGUCCUGUGAUGGUCUACAUUCAUGGGGGCUCCUAUAUGGAGGGUACUGGGAACAUGAUGGACGGCAGCGUGCUGGCCAGUUAUGGGAAUGUUGUUGUCGUUACGCUCAACUACAGAAUUGGAAUAUUAGGCUUCCUCAGUACUGGUGACCAAGCAGCAAAAGGAAACUACGGACUCCUGGAUCAGAUUCAAGCUCUCCGUUGGAUCAGUAAGAACAUCGGUUACUUUGGAGGGGACCCAGGUCGCAUCACAGUAUUUGGAUCUGGAAUCGGCGCUUCCUGUGUCAGUCUGCUAACUCUUUCCCACCACUCAGAGGGUUUGUUUCACAGAGCCAUCAUUCAAAGCGGUUCAGCCCUGUCCAGCUGGGCUGUCAACUACCAACCAGUCAAGUACACCCGCAUGCUGGCCGAGAGGGUUGGCUGCAACGUGCUGGACACCGUGGACAUGGUCUCCUGCCUGCAGAAGAAGAGUGCAAAGGAGCUGGUGGAGCAAGACAUCCAGCCUGCCCGAUACCGCGUGGCUUUCGGUCCUGUCAUUGACGGAGAUGUCAUCCCGGACGACCCAGAGAUCCUGAUGGAGCAGGGCGAGUUCCUUAACUAUGAUAUAAUGCUGGGUGUCAAUCAGGGAGAGGGACUGCGCUUUGUGGAGAACGUGAUGGACCUGGAGGACGGUGUGUCCGGCAACGAUUUUGACUUUGCUGUGUCAGACUUUGUUGAUAGUUUGUAUGGCUACCCAGAAGGGAAGGACACACUGAGGGAGACAAUUAAAUUCAUGUACACAGACUGGGCUGACAAGGACAACCCGGAGACCAGGAGGAAGACCCUGGUGGCUCUCUUCACCGACCACCAAUGGGUGGAGCCCUCGGUGGUGACGGCUGACCUACAUGCCCGCUACGGCUCGCCUACAUACUUCUACGCCUUCUACCACCACUGCCAGAGCCUCAUGAAGCCAGUGUGGUCAGACUCAGCGCACGGAGAUGAGGUGCCUUAUGUGUUUGGCAUCCCUAUGGUGGGUCCAACUGACCUGUUCCCCUGUAACUUCUCCCGGAACGACAUCAUGCUCAGUGCUGUAGUUAUGACUUAUUGGACCAACUUCGCCAAGAGUGGGGAUCCUAACAAGCCAGUGCCACAGGACACCAAGUUCAUCCACACUAAGGCCAACCGCUUCGAGGAGGUGGCCUGGUCCAAGUAUGACCCCUACGACCAGCUGUACUUGCACAUUGGCCUGAAGCCUCGUAUCCGUGAUCACUACCGCGCCACCAAGGUGGCCUUCUGGAAACACCUGGUGCCCCAUCUCUACAACCUCCACGACAUGUUCCACUAUUCCUCCACCACCACCAAGGUCACCCCGCUGGACCCCACCCAAUCCAACGGUAAGAGGUCCGGCAGCACCGGCCGGCCUCCAGUAUCCACUGCCCACAACGACGGUGAAGGGGGGAGGGAGAUGGGUCCUCUGAUCAUGCCAAACCCGAGAGAUUACUCUACAGAGCUCAGCGUCACCAUUGCUGUUGGGGCGUCACUGCUGUUCCUCAACGUCCUGGCCUUCGCCGCUCUGUACUACCGCAAGGACAAGCGCAGUCGGCAGGACACGUCCCAGCAGCCCAGUCCCCAGCGUGACAGCAAAGGCAACAACGUGAGCCACACCACCACUAUAGACGAGUCCCUGUCGUCCCAGCAGAGGAACCAGUGUGAGGCCCUUCACAAUCCUCUUCACGUCUCACCCAGCAUGGACUACCCACUCAGCCAGCGCCGCUCCCCUGAUGACAUCCCUCUGAUGACCCCCAACAACAUCACCAUGAUCCCCAAUUCCUUGAUGGGCCUCUCCAACAUGAGUCCAUACAGCACCUUCCCUGCUGGUUACAGCUCGGCAGGCCUGCCCAGCACCCACUCUACCACACGGGUAUAGCCUGGCGGGAGACGAGAGGAGACGGAGAGGGGAACUGCGACGUACGUAAAACAUGGAAAUGUAAAGCUGUAUUUAGGAUGUGUAGGUAAAAUAGGAUUGAAUAUGUUUGUUCUGUAUUUUCCAAAGGUGUACAACAGCCAACAUCCUGCCUUUGCUCUCUCAUAAUAGGAAGUCAAACUGCAAAGUCAUUUUAUAAUAAUCAUUGUCAAAGGCAGUCAAAAAGAAAAAGUGCAUUUCAUUUUCCACUUUGGCUUUUUUGGAACUUUACAUAGCAAGAACUUAGUAUAAUGUUUAUACAGUUGGAUUUGUAUGGGAAGCUUUUUCUUACUCUGUGAUAUCUAUUUUGAUCUCGUGGAACAAAGUGACAUUCAAAUCGUGGUGGACAGAUAUGAGAUGUGGGAAAAGCUGAAAAGCAGUAUUAUUAAUAUUAUUAUUAUUAUCAAGCUAUUUUAUACAUAUUUCUCAUGGUACAUUGCUUAUUAUGAAAAUGUAUUUUUACUGUAAUUACUUUAAAAUGCCUUGUAACUCGCUCGCAUAAGGAAUUACUGUGGAAUCAUAAGAACAAAGGUUUAAACCUUUACUGGUCACACAUGUGGUAAAAAUGUAUCCAAAAUUUCUCUCUGGUAGUAAAAAAUAUAACACCCUGGUGGAUGUGUGGGUUGAUGGGUGGGCGGAUGUGGGUGUGAUUGGGUGCGAGUGUGUGGGUGUGUGUACUAUGCUACAAAACUGUAAAUUAGGCAUUGUUUGAGAUUAACCAUUCAGUUUUGCAUAAUAGUGUUAUGUAAUCUAUUGUAGUCUAUUUAAGUAUCCUUGCUAUAUUUUUGUUUCAUGUGUCUAAACCUUUGCUUAAUACAUUGUAGGAACAUAACUUCUGCUUCACUAUAAAAAAGAAAUUGCUUAAAUGUGUUUUCCAACUCCAACCAACUCAUGGUUCUUUUGGUUUGGCUUCUUUGUACAGAAUAAAUUUAGACUUACAUUUUAUUUGUCGUUAGUUUAUGAAUACUGUAAGCUCUUCAGAAAGAUAACUGUAAUUACAUUAUAAUUGUAUGUAUACCAAUUUAAUUCUUCACAUUUAAAAAGGAGUUUCAUGAAACAGAUUAUUGCUCCUUCUCCAAGUGGUUUGGACCCCGUGCGUACCAAGGUAAAUCCAUGGGUCACUCUUGACAUGAAGCUUUGAGAUUUGAUUUCUUUGAACCUAUCAUAAUGUUGUUUAAUCCAAAUGAGACAACUAUUAAAAGAUUUUUGGAACUAAA
Messenger RNA from Micropterus dolomieu (smallmouth bass), 4159 nucleotides. RefSeq names its product neuroligin 3b (gene nlgn3b). The coding region runs from base 441 to 2906 and encodes 821 amino acids. NCBI's taxonomy places the organism in Eukaryota, Metazoa, Chordata, Actinopteri, Centrarchiformes, Centrarchidae. Gene Ontology annotation, molecular function: neurexin family protein binding; signaling receptor activity. Gene Ontology annotation, cellular component: postsynaptic specialization membrane; cell surface; synapse. The record is from RefSeq and is a predicted model, not a curated record. The transcript has 7 exons. Gene Ontology annotation, biological process: synaptic vesicle endocytosis; presynaptic membrane assembly; neuron cell-cell adhesion.